AUGCCGAGAAGGCAUCGAACAGACAAUUUAGUAGCUGCUGGCCUAAUGUCGAUGUAUUUAAAAUUUUAUGCCAAGAUUUUGAGACCUGUAAGGCUUCGUACCAACAAUUACGCCCUGUCGAUUGGGUCCGCUUGUUGUGGCAAACAACCACCUCCACCUCCACCUGCACGCCCGCCCCUAAACGAUGUUGUUCCGUCGCUGUCAUUCAAGAGCAGUACCAUUCUCAACCACGUCGCCGCCACUCGUAUUUCUUUAUUUUCUCUCUCUUCACCUCCUCGCACCACCAUUCCCUUCCUCUCUUUCUCGUCUGUUAAUUCUCCAGCCGCCUCUGACAGCGAAAUUACGGAAGAUUUCCCGUCGAAACAAGGUCCUUUAAAACCAGGAUUAUAUCUUGUGGGAACACCAAUUGGGAAUCUUGAAGAUAUAACUUUAAGAGCCCUGAGAGUGUUGAAAUCUUCUGAUAUCAUACUUUCUGAAGAUACACGGCAUUCAGGAAAGUUGCUUCAGUACUAUAAUAUUAGAACUCCACUUUUAAGCUAUCAUAAAUUCAAUGAAUCUCAACGAGAGCAAGUUGUGUUGAGGAGAUUACAAGGCGGAGAAAUUGUAGCACUGAUUAGUGAUGCUGGGAUGCCAGGCAUCAGUGAUCCUGGUAUGGAGCUGGCUAAAUUGUGUGUAGAGAAAAAUAUACCUGUCAUUCCUGUCCCGGGGCCAUCUGCUUUGGUAGCUGCUCUUUCUGCAUCUGGUUUGCCUACCAAUGAGUUCACAUUUGUUGGUUUUCUCCCUAAACAUGCUGCAACUAGAAGAGAGAGGUUGAUGGUUUCUGCGAAUAACCCAACUACUCAGGUCUUCUUUGUCCCUCCUCACAAGCUCUGUCAAUUUCUAGAAGAGACCUGUUCAAUCUUUGGACAAUCUAGGAGAUGUGUCAUUGCUCGGGAGAUGACCAAACUGCAUGAAGAAUUUUGGCGGGGUACAAUUGGGGAAGCCAAAGAAGCUUUCACAACCCAUCAACCAAGGGGUGAAAUUACACUUUUGAUUGAAGGAGUGAAAGUUAGCGAGGGUGAAGCUUUCUCUGAGUCUCAACUGGAAAAUGAGUUAGGAGAAUUGAUUUCAAAAGGGCACAGCCUCUCCAUGGCGGUCAAGUUGGUGGCAACUGGAACAUCCAUGAAGAGAAAAGCAAUAUAUUCUCUUGCACUGGAGAAAUUUGGGAAACAUGCUUCAGAUGAUAAACAUUGAUUCAGUUUCUGCUGGGACUGAAAUGGCUGGUAAUUCUCAAUUGACUUGUCUGCCUGCCCGUCACAACUGCAGAAUAUGUGCAAUUCACAGUGACUGCCCAAACAGAGCCAGUUAUUGGCUUCGCUAAAUUUUGUGCUGGCUCUGGCAGAAUGGACCCAAUUGCUUCGCUUAGCAAUUUAAACUCCAGAUUCUCCUAAUGCUAAAGUUUUCAACAUGUGCUCUUAGAGGUGGAUGGCUGGUUUUGAUUGCGGAGGAGUUUUCAACAUAUAAUGAUAUAAAUUACUGGCGUAAAAUGACACCACAUAAGAGUUUUAUGAGUUUCUUGAUUAUGUUGCCUUACAUGCUUAAUAUCCUAGUUUGGGUUGAAUCUGUAAGCGCCAACUUCUGAGUAUCUCGUCAUUGAAACAACAGACUGUAAAAAAAAUGAACAAAAGACAGCUACACAUUCCAAGUUGUUUAUAUUUUUGCAUGGUUUCUUUAUCUA
Messenger RNA from Sesamum indicum (sesame), 1717 nucleotides. Its product is annotated as Tetrapyrrole (Corrin/Porphyrin) Methylase. The record is from RefSeq and is a predicted model, not a curated record. NCBI's taxonomy places the organism in Eukaryota, Viridiplantae, Streptophyta, Magnoliopsida, Lamiales, Pedaliaceae. Gene Ontology annotation, molecular function: methyltransferase activity.